This is a messenger RNA of Larimichthys crocea (large yellow croaker), 2335 nucleotides long. RefSeq names its product zinc transporter Slc39a7. The transcript is spliced from 8 exons. Lineage: Eukaryota; Metazoa; Chordata; Actinopteri; Sciaenidae. The coding region runs from base 301 to 1728 and encodes 475 amino acids. The record is from RefSeq and is a predicted model, not a curated record. Gene Ontology annotation, cellular component: membrane. Gene Ontology annotation, biological process: intracellular zinc ion homeostasis; zinc ion transmembrane transport. Gene Ontology annotation, molecular function: zinc ion transmembrane transporter activity.
CACCUGUACGUCUGAGGGAAGGCGGCGAGGGACACACACACACACACACACACACACACACACACACACACACACACACACAGUAUUGGAACACUCCCCCUUCCCGCGAGAUUUGGAGUUGAGCAAACGCCACGUCUGUGUUCGUCUCGCCUCACAUCCACGCAGACAGACAGACAGCGGACAGACAGACAGACAGCAGCCGUCUAUCGGACACUUCUGACCGCGGACAGAGAGCGACCCUGUCCCCAUCCAGCGGGCCCCGACAGGCGGUGACAUAUCCCGACACGACCCGGGGGUAAUAUGGGCUGUGCACGUCUGCUGGCACUGACUGUGGCCACAUCAGCAGUUCUCCUGUUAGUGCUUCAUCCGGCCGGCUCUCAUAGCCAUUCCCAUGGCGACCAUGGCCACGGACAUGGGCACCAUCACCAUGGACACGGCCACGGCCACCAUCACCACGGUCACUCUCACGGAGAAGACGAUCACCACGCCGACGUGAAGAUGUUUCACGGAGCCAGCAAGUGGAGUGCCGAGGCCAACCUCCCUACUCAGGAAGAGGAGCACCACGGACAUGCGCACGCUCACGACCACGACCACGGACACGCGCACUCUCACGACCACGACCACGGACACGCGCACUCUCACGACCACGGACACGCGCACGCUCAUCAGGAGGAUGUUGUCCGGGUGCACAAGGAGGAGAGUGGACACGGGCACUCGCACGGAGGGGAGAGGGUGAAGAGGGAGGCGGAGAAGAGGGAUGUGGUGGAGCUCUGGACGCAGGCUAUCGGAGCGACCCUGCUGAUCAGCGCGGCUCCUUUCCUCAUCCUGUUCCUCAUUCCAGUUCAGUCCAACAGCGACCAGCACCAGAACCUGCUGAAGGUGCUGCUGAGCUUCGCGUCGGGGGGACUGCUGGGUGACGCCUUCCUGCACCUCAUUCCACAUGCUCUGGAGCCUCACUCUCACCACGGAGAAGAUCACGGCCACUCCCACGAAAGUGAAGAGUCACAUGACCACGGUCACUCGCACGGAGCCGCCCACGGUCACAUGAUGUCAGUGGGUCUGUGGGUUCUCGGCGGGAUCGUGGCCUUCCUGGUUGUGGAGAAAUUUGUGCGUCUUUUAAAGGGAGGUCACGGACACGGACAUUCCCACGGCCACUCGCACGACGCUCCCAAAGAAAAGGACAGCGACGGAGAGGAAGAGAAGGAGAAGAAGAAGAAGGAGGGGAAAGGAGGCAAAGACGAGAAGGUGCCGAAGAAAGAGGAGAAGCAGAGCACAGACAUCAAGGUGUCCGGGUACCUGAACCUGGCAGCCGACUUCACGCAUAACUUCACUGACGGCCUGGCGAUCGGAGCGUCCUUCCUGGUUGGUCCGACGGUCGGCGCCGUCACCACCCUCACCAUCCUGCUGCAUGAGGUCCCGCACGAGAUCGGAGACUUCGCCAUCCUCGUCCAGUCGGGCUGCACCAAGAGAAAGGCCAUGUGUCUACAGCUGCUGACGGCGCUGGGAGCUCUGGCCGGCACAGCUUGCUCCCUCUUGGCUGAGGGCGUGGGCGCCGCGGCCACCGCCUGGAUCCUGCCGUUCACGGCCGGCGGGUUCGUUUACAUCGCCACGGUGACCGUGCUCCCAGAACUGCUGGCGGGCCGCUCCAGUUUCGGUCAGUCUCUGUUGGAGAUCCUGGCGCUGCUGUUCGGGGUCGGCAUGAUGGUGCUGAUCGCCGAGUACGAGUGAGGCGCAGGUGGAGUGGACAGGAGCUCCUCGCAGUGAGGAGGACGGGGAGGGAAAAGGGUCAAAAAAGGUUGAAAAAAAAAAGGCGGUUUUAAGUAGAAUUCAAGUGGAUUAUUCCUCCAGCGGUGUGUUGUCCUGUUUUUUUAUGUUUUGGGACAAACUCCACCCGCUGAUGGCGAACAGAUGAUUUUUUUUUGUUAUGUGUUUAGCAGUUCGUGGUCACGUCCCUGAUUUGUGUUGAUGUUUCUAUUUCGGCUUCGUGAAAACUGUCGAGCGGGAGAGAGACUGACAGCUGGAACAGAAACAUCCUGCUGCAAGUGAAAGUGUUGCUGUCCAUCGAGGGGCCUCCGUCACGACCAUCGCUCCCUCCGUCACCGCACGGCUCAUUCAGCUACAGCAGCUUGAACCGACGGCCGGUCGCCUCCAGUGGUCCGCUUUCUUUCCAAAGUCUCAGUCAGGUUUGCCGCUCUGUAAAUCAACAUUUCAGAGUUUGGUCGUGGAGCGCAGAGGAAGCGACGUGACCUACGUGUUCGCGUCCGUUUCCUCUGGAGCGAUUGUUUAAUUUUUUUACAUUCCACAGAAUAAAAGUAAAUGUUGUGGCUUCUCCAGA